Messenger RNA from Salpingoeca rosetta, 2192 nucleotides. RefSeq lists its product as uncharacterized. Gene Ontology annotation, molecular function: protein binding. NCBI's taxonomy places the organism in Eukaryota, Choanoflagellata, Craspedida, Salpingoecidae. The record is from RefSeq and is a predicted model, not a curated record. The transcript has 19 exons. The coding region runs from base 110 to 1966 and encodes 618 amino acids.
CACCCAUAAUAAACAUAUUCUCUGUAAAGUGAACUGUGUCCGAAGAACCAAAACAACAAACAAACAACCCACAGGCAGCAAGCACAGCGCCGCAGCAGAACUGGCCACGAUGAGCUUUAUGCACCAAGAGGUCAAGUACCGUGGGUACGAGCCCGUGCUCAACUGGUUCCCAACAGAUGAGCAGCCACGUCCCAGCAGUACCGAGGCAAAUGCAUGCGUGAAACGGCUGCUCACCAAGCCCAAGCGCAGCUGUUUGGCCGUGCUUUCCUGCACACCAGAUGGGCUCACUUGCAUCGACACAAAUUUCAACCCGCCCAAGACACUCAUGAACCAUUCCGUUUUUGAGAUUGCGCACUGCACAGUGGAUGCGACAAAGCCAAGGCUGUUCACGUGCAUUGUGGGCAGCAAGGGCUCCACCACCGACUUUUUCUGCCACGUGUUCAAGUGCAACUCCAAGGAGCAGGCCAAGCGCAUCGUGCGCGCGGUGGCGGCAGUGUGCACUGCUGCGUAUCAGCAGCACAAGAAGAAGAACUUGUCGCCCUCACCUUCCACCAACCGCCAGCCCUCCCUUCGCCAACAGCAGCAGCCGCUCCCACCCACGCCUUCAUCGCCGAUGGAGGAACGUGUGCAAGCCCACAUGCGCAAGUCGAUGCGCCGGCGGUCUGCGCCGCGAAACGGGCAGCCAAACCCGCGGCUGACGGACUCGUGGUUUCGGCCGAGCAUGACGCGGGGCGAGGUCAACACCAUCCUCCGCGCCGGUCACAUUGGCGACUUCAUCAUCCGCGAAUCACAGAGCAGGCCCGGCGACUACGCCAUCAGCGUGCAAACGGGACAGCAGAUCUGGACCGGUCUCGUCGUCAGAACACCAGGAGGAUUUCAACUUGGCGAGCGGGGCGGCGUCACGUUUGACGACUUGGCAGAGCUCGUUGCGUUUUACUCCCAGAACCGCUUCAUGAACGAUUCCAACGGCUAUCCGCUCACACUCCGCCUCCCAGACGACACCGAGUAUGUGACGGAUGCACAGCCGAUGCGCGGCAGCGUUCGCCGCCCAGACUGGAGGCAGCCCAGCUUCAGGCGCGCGCCGCCGCCGUUUGCUGACCUCGAGGACCACGACUUCCACGAGGAAGACGAGGAGGGCGACGAGGAGGAGGAGGAAGACUUUGACGAUGUUGACGAGCAUACGGCGGGCCCCUCGUUCAAGGACAUUAUGGAUGGCAUGGUUGGUAUGCCCGACGAAGAAGGUGAAGGCGACAGUUCAGAGAGCGAGCAGGACGCGUUCAAGCCGGCUGUGCGGCGGGUUGAGCUGCAUGAGAUGAGCGAGCAGGAGGCGUUUGAGAUGUUUAUGAACCAGGGCACCAUCGACCUCGACGAGCACGGCGAGUUUGUGCAUCUGGACGACAUGCGGGCGGCGCUGGCCGAGGCGGACGAUGGCGCGGAGGAAGAGGCGGGUGCUGGGCAGGGGUUUGAUGAUGACUUUGUGCCGGGUGGUGAUGACGAUGCAACAGCAGCGGCGCAGGAGGACGAGGAGAUGAACGGCGGUGAUGGUGGUGGCGACGGUAGACACGCUGACGACGACGCGUUUGCGGUUGCAGACAAGAACAACAACAGCAACAACAGCACGGACGCAGUGAACGGGUUUGGAGACGAGGAGGAGGCGGAGGAGCAGGGGGCGGAGGCGCAGAUCCAGCACCUGGCACAAGCCAUCUUUGAGAUGGUUGAGCAGGACGAUGAGGGCUGCCUCUCCGGCCAAGGCGUCAGGCCCGUUCUGCUCCGAUCAGGACUGGACAUCAACACCCUUGGGUCCAUCUGGAUGGAGGUCGACAACGAGCGGCGCGGAAAGAUCGACUUUGAUCAGCUCUGCCUCAUCCUUGGCAUGAUCUCGCAGGCCCAGCAAGGUCUUGAGCCCGAUUUGGCGACGUUGGAUAUGGCAAUCGACGCGCCCACAAUCGAGGACGUUGAGAUCUAAUCCCGCAAGCCCCAGACAUACAUCCAUCCAGACAUCCAGACAUCCAGACAUCCAUCCGUCGGUCCCACCAGGCACCUUCUGUGCUUUGUCUCCCCCUAUUCCCAUCGCUUGUACCUGAUGUUGGCUGUCGUCUUGCACCAGCAUCAGCCCCCGCCCAACCAGCCAACCCAAGCCCCCAUCUCUGCUACUCCACAGUUCGCCCCUCCCCCUCCCCAGCACUCACCGC